AUGCGAUUAAAUCAAGAAUACGUUCAAUGUUUACAGUUAGCAUUUGGAAAUGAAGAUCCAUCUCGUGCCACUGCAUUGAGAUCGUUUACGGAAUUUGAUAGGGGCCGCAACUUUCUUCAAGAUGAAGAACACACAGGAAGGUCGUUGUCAGAGGUAGUCUCGGAUAAUGUGUCUGCCAUAAAGAAAAUUUCAAUCAAUGAUAAUCGCUGCAUCUACCAAAUGACACAGAAGGAACUUAACAUUGCAUCUUCUGCCAUACAUAAAAAUAUUCAUGAAGAACUACAUUUGCCGUUUCCUCAUAAUUUAACUAAGCACCAAAAAGAGAAUCCUGUUAGAAUCAGCAAAGAAACUCUUAAAUUUUCUAAAGAUGGUGGCCACGACAUUAUUUAUGAAAACGUAACUGAUGAUAAAAACCACCGUUUUUUGACGUUCCAACACAUCAAGAAAGUAAAAUAUGGGUCUUAG
Molecule: messenger RNA, 465 nt
Organism: Stegodyphus dumicola
Lineage: Eukaryota; Metazoa; Arthropoda; Arachnida; Araneae; Eresidae
Source: RefSeq, a predicted model, not a curated record